Acanthosepion pharaonis is the source of this 471-nucleotide messenger RNA. NCBI's taxonomy places the organism in Eukaryota, Metazoa, Mollusca, Cephalopoda, Sepiida, Sepiidae. The record is from the annotation of a GenBank genome assembly.
AUGGAUGCAGACGUUCAGAAGCACAGAGUAUUUGCUGACAUAUGCAUCAAACGUUUCACAUCUCUCUGCAUCUCUAAAUGCCAUUCGCUUUUUUCUGUUUGUCUUUCUCAUCAUCUUUUUUUAGAAUCGUUCUCAUGCUUUUCUCUGAUAGUUUUGAAGUUCACUCAUUUUCCCAUCUUUAUUGCCCUUCAUUUCGUUAUUAUCACUUCUAUCUAUCUAUCUAUCUAUCUAUCUAUCUAUCUAUCUAUCUAUCUCAGUCUUUUUCUUUCUAUCUAUCUAUCUAUCUAUCUAUCUAUCUAUCUAUCUAUUACUGAUUGUAUCUAUCUCAACACGGUCACUAAUGCUGACUUGCAAUGCAAGUUUACGUUCAUCUAUCGUAGGUGUCUAUUAGUUUCAGUCUUCAAGUUGUUUUUGCUGAGCAAAAUAUCUAUCUAUCUAUCUAUCUAUCUAUCUAUCUAUAUAUAUAUAUGA